AUGGUGGCGACGGCUUCUCCUCCAAAGUCCUUCUAUAUUGGGUGUCGCUAUUAUUACUGCCUCAACAUGGUCCUCAUAGCGAUUUUCACCUUCUUCUCGCUCAUCGCUGUCCAAAUCCACUUCCGUGAGGACCGAACUAAGCCUUUACCUACGUGGUUGGCGGAGCUUGUGAAAACGUCAUCAAAGUGGCUGGGUCUUCAGCCAGGGGUUUUGUGUCUUAGCAACUCUUCUCACACGGAAGAGGUCAACAUCAGCAAGAUAGAAAUGCGUUUGGCCAAAGAGCGACGACGUCGACGUGACUCCUUUGAGACACGUGGGACAUUUGGUCAGACGUCAGGACCCUGUUACUGUCAACAGCAGCAGCGUAUGCUUCAAAUGCAGACGUCGAUGCACUGUCAACAGACUCCCGCGACAGCCACUGUAACGACAACUGCCGGUAAACAACUAGAAACGAGCUUAAAGGAGAUCAAGAGGGCUCUUCGUAAUUUAAUGCAUAAGUUUAACGAGAAGGAUCAGAUCGCUCGUCUGGCCAGUGAUUGGGAGGCAGUGGGAAUGUUGGUGGACAGAUUUUGCUUUUGGGUCUACUUAAUUCUCAUUGUGGUCACAGGUAUGAUCACGUUGAUCCCACCGAUGCCCUACGUCUACGAAAGAGCCCUGAACGACGAGUCACUCAUCCAGCGUUUCAAAGAACUCGCCAAUCAUGUAGAUUCCAUUGACUAUGUGUAA
Messenger RNA from Hydatigera taeniaeformis, 726 nucleotides. Lineage: Eukaryota; Metazoa; Platyhelminthes; Cestoda; Cyclophyllidea; Taeniidae. The record is from the annotation of a GenBank genome assembly.